AAAUAUUUAGUAGUUUCAAAACAACGCUUUAGUAGUUUUAAAGCAAAAUUUAAGUUCAAUAAAAAAAAAAUGAGAUUAUUCAUUAUUUUGGGCAUUGUAAUAUUGGCAAUGGACUUGGCACAAGCUGGACGUACCAAAGGCAAAUCCGAAAAUGAAAUAGUUAAUGAACAUGUAUCAGCAAUGCUGCCACCUUAUUUAAGUGGUGAAUUGAUUGAAAAGGUUGAAGUGCAGCGGAACUUGGAAAAUGUUAACCAUUUAUUUAAUAAUACCUUUGCCGCUGAAUGGAUGCAAAAAUGCUGUGGAAUGGAAGGCAAUUACGCAGACAUUGUCAUUAGAAUUCAAUCUAUUAAUUGUACUCAAAAGGAUGAAUUCGCUGUUUCUUCUACUUUGGAAACAAUAAAUGCAGCAAUAAAUGAGUUUAAUAAGGAAUACGAGAAGCGUUUGUAUACUAAAAGUUAUUUAAAAAAGCAUAUGAAAGAAUUCCAUGCGAUAGCCGAACUUUUACAUGAAAUGCAUGAAAAUGGGGAGAGAAAUAAACGAGUGCUGAUCGAAAAAGCUUGCGUCGAUAUGCAUACAGCUAUGUGUUGGAUGAGGACUGGCGUAGUUAGAUCACCACCAAAAAGUAACUCCUUCAAAAAAACCAGGAUAUCGUCAUGAGACGAUCACUUUAUUUGAAAAUAUCUUAAAUGUGUUACUUUCAAUAUUAAAUACAAUAAAGUAAUUGACCAUUCAAAA
Molecule: messenger RNA, 735 nt
Organism: Contarinia nasturtii (swede midge)
Lineage: Eukaryota; Metazoa; Arthropoda; Insecta; Diptera; Cecidomyiidae
Exons: 7
Coding region: 70-657 (195 amino acids)
Source: RefSeq, a predicted model, not a curated record